Propithecus coquereli (Coquerel's sifaka) is the source of this 6123-nucleotide messenger RNA. RefSeq names its product serine/threonine kinase 35 (gene STK35). Gene Ontology annotation, biological process: autophagy; autophagosome organization; protein autophosphorylation. Gene Ontology annotation, molecular function: ATP binding; protein serine/threonine kinase activity. The transcript has 3 exons. Gene Ontology annotation, cellular component: autophagosome; cytoplasm. NCBI's taxonomy places the organism in Eukaryota, Metazoa, Chordata, Mammalia, Primates, Indriidae. The record is from RefSeq and is a predicted model, not a curated record. The coding region runs from base 235 to 1440 and encodes 401 amino acids.
UCGGCGGCGCUGGCUUCCGUCUUAAAGGGGCCGCGGCGGCCGGAGGAGGAGGAGGUGGGACGCUUCGCGGCCUGCGCUCCUUGCCUCCCCGCCUCGGCCUGGUCGUUUAACCGAUUCUUUCGCCCACAGGUCACAAUCCAAGGUCCCGCUCCUCCGCGUCCCGGGGUCGGACGGAGGGAUGAGGCAGGGGCGGGCCGGGCAGCGCCGUUGCUGCUCCCCCCGCCGCCUGCAGCCAUGGAAACGGGGGAGGACGGCGCCCGCAGAGGUACACAAAGCCCAGAGCGGAAAAGGCGAAGCCCAGUGCCGCGGGCGCCCAGCACGAAGCUGAGGCCGGCGGCUGCGGCCCAGGCCAUGGAUCCAGUGGAGGCCGAGGCCCCGAGAGAGGCCUACUUGGCGCGGCGGCGGCCGGAGGGCGGCGGCGGUUCUUCGCGGCCGCGCUACAGCCUUUUGGCGGAGAUCGGGCGCGGCAGCUACGGCGUGGUUUACGAGGCAGUGGCCGGGCGCAACGGGGCCCGGGUGGCGGUCAAGAAGAUCCGCUGCGACGCCCCCGAGAACGUGGAGCUGGCGCUGGCUGAAUUCUGGGCCCUGACCAGCCUCAAGCGGCGCCACCAGAACGUCGUGCAGUUUGAGGAGUGUGUCCUGCAGCGCAACGGGCUAGCCCAGCGCAUGAGCCAUGGCAACAAGAGCUCGCAGCUUUACCUGCGCCUGGUGGAGACCUCGCUCAAAGGAGAAAGGAUCCUGGGUUAUGCUGAGGAACCCUGCUAUCUCUGGUUUGUCAUGGAGUUCUGUGAAGGUGGAGACCUGAAUCAGUACGUCCUGUCUCGGAGGCCGGACCCAGCCACCAACAAAAGCUUCAUGCUACAACUCACAAGCGCCAUUGCCUUCCUGCACAAAAACCACAUCGUGCACAGGGACCUAAAGCCAGACAACAUCCUCAUCACGGAGCGGUCUGGCACCCCCAUCCUCAAGGUGGCAGACUUUGGACUAAGCAAGGUCUGUGCCGGGCUGGCACCCCGAGGCAAAGAAGGCAAUCAAGACAACAAAAAUGUGAAUGUGAAUAAAUACUGGCUGUCCUCAGCCUGCGGCUCAGACUUCUACAUGGCUCCUGAAGUCUGGGAGGGACACUACACGGCCAAGGCAGACAUCUUUGCCCUGGGCAUUAUCAUCUGGGCAAUGAUAGAAAGAAUCACUUUUAUUGACUCUGAGACCAAGAAGGAGCUCCUGGGGACCUAUAUUAAACAGGGGACUGAGAUCGUCCCUGUCGGUGAGGCGCUGCUAGAAAACCCAAAGAUGGAGUUGCACAUCCCCCAGAAACGCAGGACUUCCAUGUCUGAGGGGAUCAAGCAGCUCUUGAAAGAUAUGUUAGCUGCUAACCCACAGGACCGGCCUGAUGCCUUUGAACUUGAAACCAGAAUGGACCAGGUCACAUGUGCUGCUUAAAAUUCAGGGCUAAGCAUCUUGGGUGUUUUUAAACUAGGUCGAUCCCUCGGGACCCACAGUCUCACCAUGUCUCGUACAGAGGACGGCAGAGAGGACAGGUGGUGGCUUGGCCGGUUGGCGAUCUCCUGACAGCUGGAUCUCGGGCAAUGUGAAGCUUUUGUUUGGGUUUCCCCCUUUUAGUUUUGCUUAAUUUUUUUUUCUUUUUUGUCUUUUUUAAUUUAAACUAUUAAGACUUCAGAGGAACAGGAAGCUAUGCUGUGGACAGGCACCAAUUUCUUUAAAGAAAUUCAAUGUGGACAAGGCAUAUGUAUAAUUUUCAAUUUUAAUUUUUAUGGGGGUUAGGGAGCUACUUUUGUUUUUGUCCUUCACUUUCCCUCUGUCUUCCUUCUUUUACACCUCUCUCAGUUCUGCUUAUAGCAUCUCACUUCCAUGGAGAAGGCCUGCCUCCCCAUAGAGAAUUUGGGGGCUUCUCCUAGAACGGGGCAUGAAGACGUAAGGCCUCCGGGCUACCUCCCUACCAGAUGCAGGAACUGCUGGACUCCGUGGUCGGCUGCCCUGGCCAGCCUUGUGCCCAGCCUUGUGAUCAGAGGUGAACCAUCUGGAAGAGGAAGACCAGGGUUGGCCAGGAGAACUCGAGAACAAAGGUCUAAACUGCGUGUUUGUUCUCUUUAAGCUGUUGGGAGCCCCAGGCCACACCAGGACUUACAGUGGUGGAAAUUCGUUCCCUCUUCUGCCCCCUGUGUAACUGGGAAGUCAGAGGAGGGUGGAGGGCGACCAUCUCCCACUCGCUGGCAGUGAAGCGCCUACCCCAGUUCUAUAAACCUACCUUCUGUUAGGAAACACUGUUGUGCCAAACUCUUUGCCUGGGACACAGCUGGGUCUUCAGCAGGCAUUCGUCACUGCUGUGAGGUCAGCACCCCUCACCUACUGUCUCCUGGAUUGUCACCUUCCCAGAUGUGUCCAGAAGUGUCCAGGUGUCACAGACUGCCUCAGGCCCUAAGAUCCAGUUGUGACCAUUGCCAUGAUAACAGGGUGUCCUGAACUGGCUGCCAUUGCCGUCUUGCAGCAAAGGGUGUGCCCUGUGUGCCAGGGUCCAUGGUGUCACACACAGUGACACACAACUGUCAAGCGCCAUCUCCCUCACCCCCAGGGACUUAACUGUUAGGUGCCCGUCCUCAGUAUAAAUAUGUCAGAUGGGUAGAGAAUGGACCUGCCUAAAACAGGGAGGUGGCAUGGGACCGGGUAGCCCCCGUGGCUGUUAGGUGCCCAUCUGUGGGCUCGUCGCCCUCAAUCUUCCCCAUCCACGACCCUCCACCUCCCCUACCGACGUCUGUCGUAGCCAUUCUCACGCUCUCCGGCAACGCUCCUGCACCCUGCCCCCCAGGCUGCUCCUCUGAACCCAUCUGCUCUCCCCCUGCAAGGAGGAGGGGCAAUGUUCUGUCUUGUCCCUCUCUCUGGACGCGACUUUGGCCACUCCAGAGGCUUUUCACCCCCUAUGGCCAAAUAGGAUAAUGUCUCUGGGGAAGGGGAAAGGAAGUCUCCCAUAUUCGUUUUUAUUUUCUGUUUUACCUAAAGCAGCAUAGGAUCAAUAGGGGAGGUAUUUGGAGGGCAUUUUGGUUGGUAUGUGACCAAGGGGGCCUUUCCCCCAAAGCAGCAACCCUUUGGCCCUGAGGGUUUGGGUGAGACCAGCACAACAUCAGGCCAGACUCAGCAAUACGUUUCUCACAUUGUUUCCACCUCCUCUCGAGUCCCCCAACGCCAUGGAUCUUCCUCGUGGGCAGAGAGUGGGCUGCCGUGAGGAGGAUUCUUCGGGGCCACAGGCGGUGACCAGGCCCUGCCCUUCCAGGGCCGAGUCCAUUGCGACUGCUCAUCUCUCAUCUUCUCCGACUUCUCAGUACCUCCUGAGUACCCCAAGUCGCAGCUGGGAAGAUCCAACAGCGGCGUCCCCUAAUGACAGUGCACACCCCUCUGCCCGCCCCUCCCAGGAGCAGCUGUCUCUGUACGCGAGCAGAUGGGAAAACUCAGCACGCCCUCUGUCCUAGGCUGCAGCCCACGCUCUAACAUCCCCAGCAAGGCUCCAGUCUAACAAGUUUCUUCAUUUUUGCCUAUUUUUUCCCUCUGGCCUGCCCAGGUGCUGUAGCUCUGUCUAAAGUUCUUAGAGCUGUAGUGCUUCCUGUGCUGUCUUUCUUGGUGUCAGGUGGCAAGUACAGGUCCCUGUAGGUCACACAUGGACAGCAUGGUAGGGGCACCAACUUCCAUGGCCCCCAUAUCUUUGGGACUCCCAGCCAGCUCUGGCUUGGUGGCAGAGCUCCUUCCCUAGCUCACGUGAGGGCCAGCUCUUCAGCCCCAAGUGCCUGUCCCUCCCUCUCCUGCUUUCUCUACUUUGCCCACCUCAGACACCCAGCCGGCUAGGUGGGAGUCGGCCCAAGCGAGCGUUGGCUCUGCCCCAGUCAGUGGACUGGCUCCGGCUGGCACCUGCGGUCUUCGCAGCACACCUGCGCCUGCCGCUCCCCCCAGGUCUCAGGCCUGCCAGCAGCUCCCUGUGCACCGUCUCAGCACCACCGCGUUCGCUGGACCUGGCCAGGUUCUAGGAGUUUCUGAACCUUCCACAUGGGUCAUCCAUUCUCUUCUCCUUGGCUCUGUGACGAGGCUAGCCUGUUGGAGGGAGGAUCUUGGCCUCAGCCGUUCGGGUCUGAGCUUGGUUUCCCUGUCAGCGAGAGGAAUCAGCAGGACAGAUCAUAGUGCCUUAUUCCAUUGUCCUCCCCCGGCCACACCUCCCGGCUCUGCUGGAAGGGCGUGGCUUCUACCUGUGUUCAUCUGUCCCUUGCCCUCUCACUCUCUCCCGCUCCCAGAGAGCCACGGGGGAAGGGUCCCCCACCCGGCCCCCCUCGCCCUCUUCCUGAGGGCUGUAGCCAGAUCCGCGCAGCACCAGGGCACUCACUAGCAGCUCUAGCCCGGGACGGAAAAACUGUGCUUCAGACAGGUGCACACUGUCUGCCUCUUACCUCUAGCCAGGAGGAUGCCGCAGUCUGUUCACUCAAGACUGGCUCCAUCUGACCCCUUUCUGGGCACCGGGGACUAAGGUUCGCAGGCCUCAGCCUCAUCUCAUCCCAGAGGCAUUGGGACAGUAGAGUAGGAAUUCUUUCCUCCCACCCAGACGUGGUAUGCCCCCUUGGCCUUUCCGUGGGGGUAUGUUAAAUGUUUACUUAAGAAGUACCCUGUUUACAGCUGGAGGAGAAACAUGCCCAGCACUGGGUGGAGAUUUGAUUCUCUGGACAGGGCCUGCCCUCCUCUAUGGCGCUGCCAGUGGGGUCCCCAGAGCAAAUGAAGGCAGCGAUGCCCGGGACAGAGGCGAGCACCCUUCACUCCCUCUGCUCCCCACCCUGUGGUGCUAGGACCACUCGCCCUCUUCCCUGCAGCCUCCUCGCCCUGCACAUUCCCACCUCCAUCAUUCCUUUCCUCCCGUGUUCUCAGCUCUCUAACAUAUCAGUUGUCUCUUGUCCUAGAAAACCAGUGUUGAAGCAAUAAGAUUAUUAUUUUUGCUUGAAUCUUUUCUAAGAGAAGUAAAAGAGUUGGCAUUGUGGGAAUCUUUCUUUUUAUGCUGUUGGCUGUUUACCUUUUAGAAGACAGAUCUUAACAGGAUGGCUGUCUGGAUUAUCUUUUGGAAAUUUGGGGAGGCAAGCGUCGGGCUGCCACCCCCUAAGGAGGAGUCCCUAACUCUCUGCUCUCGCCUGGCUCCACACCGCCCCUUCCAGCCCUGUCCACCAAGUGUCCCUCCUACCACCAGUCCUGCUCCUACGCCCCUCCUCCCCCCACACCUAGGGGCACUUGCGGCUCUUAUCCUUCCCCUUGACCUGUUUUCCCCUCCUAGGCCUGUGUGGCAGCCCCCAGAUAGACACAGCUGCUGGGAGUCUCCUAGGGCCUGACAACCUCAGAACAGCCACACUGACAUUCAGCUCUUCAGGCCACCGGGUUCCGGAGGCAGAAGCCUAGAGAUAUUGCAUCUGCCAUCCUCCCAUGGCGCAGCACAGCCCUCGAGACAGCACAGGUCCCUCUCUGAUCCUGCCCUACCUAGCCUGUGGGGGGCUGGGGGGGUCCCAUCUGGAGAGAUGCCCUCAAUGGGUAACCAGUAGGUGUGGCAUAGGAGUGGCCAAUGUCAGCAUCUACAGCCACCACUGAGAGAUGAAUCCACUGCCGUUGGCUGCCCGAGGGCCCGCUAAGAUUGCAAGGGUAUCAGAAGGUCAGCCCCAUGUGUUUUCCAGGAGAGGCCACAGGAGGAAGGGAGCCUGUUCAGGGGCAUUUAAAGAAAUCUUCUGUGCCCAGGGACCGCUUUCCAUCAGAGCAGGGGAGUCUAUUUCAGUGACUUUUAAAAUACUGACGUGGAGCAGACUUGAGUGUGAGGGAGGGUUUAAGCCAGGCACAAAGUUAGUUUCAAAUACUAGUUAAUAAAUCUAUUUUUCUUUAUUUCCUUUUUUUGCACAGAAGCUGGUAAUCUAGGACCUACAUUGUGAAACAACUUUAUAUGAAUAUUUUUUGUACUUGGUUUACUUGGGUUGGUAUGAUACAUUAUAUUUAAGUUCCUUGAACACUGUGGAUCCCCUAAUAUGUAUGAAUGACUGAGGCUUUGUAAAUUAAGGGACGUUUGUGUGAAUAAAGUUAUUUGAUGGGGUCAAAGAAGCCAUA